Molecule: messenger RNA, 1852 nt
Organism: Teleopsis dalmanni
Lineage: Eukaryota; Metazoa; Arthropoda; Insecta; Diptera; Diopsidae
Product: gastrula zinc finger protein XlCGF57.1-like
Exons: 15
Coding region: 211-1197 (328 amino acids)
Biological process (GO): central nervous system development; regulation of transcription by RNA polymerase II
Cellular component (GO): nucleus
Molecular function (GO): DNA-binding transcription factor activity, RNA polymerase II-specific; RNA polymerase II cis-regulatory region sequence-specific DNA binding
Source: RefSeq, a predicted model, not a curated record
UAAAUAUUUUAAAAUUACUUUUUAAAAUUCUUUAGAAAGCGUAAAGGUAUACAGCAAGGAGAGGGUCCUUUUACUUGUGACUUUUGUAAGAAGAAAUUUCCGGUGUUGAGUGUAUUGGAAAACCACCGUCGUUCUCACACUGGUGAAAAACCAUAUAUCUGCACUGAAUGUAAACAAUGUUUUGCUCAUAAGCAAGCACUCAAUCAUCACAUGACUCGACAUACUGGUGAAAAACCCUAUUCAUGCACAACUUGCAAUAAAAGUUUUGCUGUUAAGGAGUCACUCAAGCGUCAUUUGAAGAUACAUACUGGCGAAAAACCCUUUGCAUGCAGUGAAUGCAAUCAAUGUUUCGCUAUCAAAGAGGCACUAAAUCUUCAUAUGAGGCGACAUACAGGCGAAAAACCCUUCACAUGCACAGAAUGUAAUCAAUGCUUUUCUCGUAAGCAAGCACUCAGUGCUCAUAUGAUGCGACAUACUGGUGAAAGGCCAUACAUGUGUACUGAGUGUAAACAUUGUUUUGCUCGUAAACAAGGACUCGAACUUCAUAUGAAACGACAUUCUGGUGAAAAACCCUUUAUAUGCACUGAAUGUAGUCAAUGUUUUGCUACUAAGGAAUCACUAAAUCGUCAUAUGAAGCUGCAUACUGGUGAAAAACCCUUUACGUGUCCUGAAUGUAAUCGAAGGUUUGCGUUCAAGCUUGCCCUCAAACGUCACAUGAGGCGGCAUACGGGUGAAAAACCGCACACAUGUACUGAAUGUAAUAAAAGCUUUGGUGUUAAACAAGAACUCAAACGUCAUAUUAGGCAGCAUACUGGCGAAAAACCUUAUAAAUGCACUAUGUGUGAUCAAAGUUUUAAUAUUAAGGACUCUCUGAAUCGUCAUAUGAAUCGUCAUACUGGAGUUAAACCCCACACAUGUUCUGAAUGUAAUAAAAGUUUUGCAGUUAAGGAAUCACUAAAUCGUCAUAUGAAAUUGCAUUCUGGUGAAAAGCCUUACUCUUGCACUGAAUGUAAUAAUUGUUUUGCUGUUAAGCAGGCGCUUAAACGUCAUAUGAGACAACAUACUGGUGAAAAGCCCUAUAAAUGUACUGAAUGCAAUGAAAGUUUUAAUGUUAAUGACUCUCUUAAGCGUCAUAUGAGGCGUCAUGCUAAAGAAAUUCUACGAAUACAACAAAUGCAAUCAAAACUUUUUUCUUAAGAGUUAAAUCAGUUGUCGUACAAUACAACACAUUGGCAAAACAAAACUCAUCUACGUUCAAUUUUCUGUGGACCAUAUAAAGAAAUAUUCAAAACAUUCAAAUGUGAAGUACACGUUGCUAUUAUCAUUUUACACCAGUUUGGUUUUACAAACUAAAGCAGCAGAAAUCUGGUAUAGAUUUCAUUUUAUUGGAAGCGUAAAAACGAAGCCCAGUAUGAAUCACAGAUUUAAGUGCAACAGCGGAGGAACUGAACAUUUAUAGAAGUUCUUAUUAACGAAUUAUUCUAAAAGAAUAUAAAGUUUUAGAAUUUCAAAGAGUAAAUCCAAAACAUUGGUAGUAUAAUGGUUUAUUGACAUGGCAUGGUUGUUUUCUAUAGAAAAAUUGUUUUACUUAUGUAUGGAUAAAACGUAGCCAACGCUUCGGGAAUUUUAAUUUUAAAAUUCAUCUUCAUCUUAAGCUUUAAAUAACUGAUCAGUUUUUUUGUCAGAUUCCGACGACGUUAAGCAUUUUAUCCAUACUACGUUGUUAAUGUAGUUAAGAAUCAAGAAAAAGUUUACGGAAGUUAUUUAGAAAAUUAAGUUAAAUAUAAGUUUAAUUUAAAUUAUUUUUAAGCUAAUGUUGUCAUAAACAUAAAAUAUGAAGUAAAACAAGAUA